This is a messenger RNA of Gossypium raimondii (Peruvian cotton), 2222 nucleotides long. Its product is annotated as somatic embryogenesis receptor kinase 1. The transcript is spliced from 3 exons. Gene Ontology annotation, molecular function: protein binding; protein kinase activity; ATP binding. Bases 87 to 2096 code for a protein of 669 amino acids. NCBI's taxonomy places the organism in Eukaryota, Viridiplantae, Streptophyta, Magnoliopsida, Malvales, Malvaceae. The record is from RefSeq and is a predicted model, not a curated record. Gene Ontology annotation, biological process: protein phosphorylation.
CUUCCUUCACUUGAGAACUGAGGAAAAAAAAAAAAAAAGAAGAUUCAGAAGCAUUCUUCUUCUUUUUUUUUUUUAGACCAAAAGCAAUGGAUUUCAGACUACCUCUCAUCUUUUUCCUCAUUCUCUUCACAACCCAGUGUUGUUUCAGUGCAAAUACUGAACUCAAAGUAGUUAUGGAAAUCAAAGCUGGUUUAGACCCAGAGAACAAGUAUCUCUCUUCAUGGACCUUUAAUGGUGACCCUUGUGAUGGUUCAUUUGAAGGCUUAUGCUGUAACGAGAAAGGCCAAAUAGCCAACAUUUCUUUGCAAGGGAAAGGAUUGUCUGGCAAACUCUCACCUGCUAUUGCUGAGCUUAAACACUUGACAGGGCUUUACUUGCAUUACAACUCUUUGUAUGGGGAGAUACCUAAAGAAAUAGCAAACUUGACUCUACUCACUGAUUUAUAUCUCAACAUGAAUAAUCUCUCUGGUCAGAUUCCUCCUCAGAUUGGUGAACUGGGUAGCUUGAAGGUGUUGCAGCUCUGUUAUAACCAGCUCACAGGAAGCAUACCAACACAAUUGGGAUCUUUAAAGAAGCUUAAUGUACUUGCCUUGCAGUCCAAUCAACUUACUGGUGCAAUCCCUGCAAGUUUAGGGGAUUUGGGUACAUUAAUAAGGCUUGAUUUGAGUUUCAAUAGUUUCUUUGGUUCAAUCCCUUUGAAACUAGCUGAUGCUCCUUUGCUUCAAGUUCUAGACAUUCGGAACAAUUCACUUUCUGGCAAUGUCCCUCUUGCUCUUAAGAGACUGAAUGAUGGAUUCUUGUUUCAAAAUAAUCCGGGUCUAUGUGGGUCUGGUUUUGCAUCAUUGAAAGUUUGUAAUGAUUCUGAUCAUAUUAAUCCAAGCAAACCUGAGGUUUAUGGGUCAGGGGCAGCUGGUGUUACUAGAGAAAUACCGGAGACGGCAAAUCUUCAGUUACCUUGUGAGCAAAAACCCUGCUCGAAGCCAUCAAAGUCUCAAAGGGGUCCUAUUCUUGUUGCUCUGAUUGUUGUCAUAGUUGCAUUAUCAGUUAUAGGACUCGUCACAUUCAUGCAAUAUCGUCGCCAGAAACAGAAGCUUAGUAGCUUAUCUGAAGUUCCUGAAAACCGCCUUAGCACCAAUCAAACCAAGGGGUUUAGUAGGAAGAACGGAUCUCCACUCAUUAGCCUUGAGUAUGCUAAUGGUUGGGAUCCUUUGGCUGAUGGCAGGAACUACAAUGGCUUUGCCGAGAGCUUUAGGUUCAACUUAGAAGAGGUGGAGACAGCUACUCAGUACUUUUCGGAGUUAAAUUUAUUGGGGAAGAGUAACUUUUCCGCAACUUAUAGAGGGUUUCUAAGGGAUGGAUCAGCUAUUGCGAUUAAAAGCAUCGGCAAAACUAGUUGCAAAUCAGAUGACGCUGAGUUCUUGAGGGGACUGAAUGUUUUGGCUUCAUUGAAGCAUGAAAAUUUAGUGGGAUUGAGAGGGUUCUGUUGUUCAAAGGCCCGGGGAGAGUGCUUUCUCAUAUAUGAUUUUGUCCCUAAUGGGAAUUUACUAAGCUAUCUUGAUGUCAAGGAUGGUAAUGGACAGGUCUUGGAAUGGUCCACAAGAGUUUCCACUGUUAAAGGCAUAGCCAAAGGUAUAGCAUAUUUGCAUGGUAACGAAGUAAACAAACCUGCCCUCGUUCACCAAAACAUUUCAGCUCAAAAAGUGGUCAUCGAUGAUCAGUUCAAUCCUUUGCUCUCGGAUUCGGGCUUGCACAACCUCCUUACCAAUGAUAUCGUGUUUGCAGCGCUCAAGGGCAGUGCUGCUAUGGGUUACUUAGCUCCUGAAUACACUAGUACAGGCCGGUUUACCGAGAAGAGUGAUGUUUAUGCAUUUGGGGUCGUGGUUUUUCAAGUCCUUUGUGGGAAACGAAAUGUGACUAGCUUGGUACGAGUUGGAGGUGAAUGUUGUAGAAUCCAAGAUUUUAUAGACUCAAACCUCCAUGGUAGGUACUUGGAAAAUGAAGCAGCUAAACUUGCAAGAAUUGCUUGGCAUUGCACUCACGAGUGUCCUGUAGAAAGACCAUCCAUGGAAGCAGUGGUUCAAGAUCUGGGCGUGUAGACUCGGUUUCAACUGGAUUUUCAUGUCAAGCUUUUUAAGUUUUUGGAUAUUUUGUGCUUUCAUUGUCAUGAGUGUUGUAACUUUGUAAACCCUUAAUUUUAUAUUCAUCUCCCUAGCUUUAUGAUG